AUGAAGAAUUCAGCUUAUGAAAUGAAUGAAAAGAACGGAACCGACGGGGGUUCCAAUUAUUACAAUGGAAGUCAGGUAACAGAGUCAAGUGGUGACCUCACAGGUUCUGGUGAACCGGAAGAGGAUCGUGGAGAAUGGGGAAGCAAGUGGGAGUUUAUCCUGUCCUGUAUUGGUCUCUCUGUGGGUCUCGGAAAUGUUUGGAGGUUCCCUUAUCUAGCAUACGACAAUGGCGGAGCUGCCUUUGUGAUAGCAUAUCUGGUGCUUCAGUUCCUGAUUGGAAAGCCUAUGUAUUUUAUGGAACUUGUGAUGGGACAGUAUUCUGGCAAGGGGCCCACAGCCGUCUGGAACAUGAACCCGUGUGCCAAAGGUAUUGGUAUAUCUAUGGCGCUUAUUUCACUGGUGGUUGCUAUAUACUACAACGUCAUCAUGGCGUACACCCUCUUCUACUUCUUCUCCUCAAUGCAGAAGACAUUGCCGUGGACAGUCUGUAAACCAGAAUGGCUGCCAGAAGGAUGUGUGGAGCAGACGGUGAAGAAAAUGGCCUAUUGUGUGUCUAACGUGACUGUUAAUGAGGCUUUGGGAGUAUGUCGCUGUACUGGCAACUCCACAUUCGACACCAGCCUAUAUGACGCAGGAUUUAACUGCACUAAUGCCACCUACCAAGGCGAUUCACCCAUCCCUGUAGCACAGUUCUUCUUCGAUCGUGAUGUUCUCGACAAGACUCCAACUCUGAGCAACGAUAACAUCGGCGCCCCCUUGUGGAAGCUUGCCCUAUGUCUUCUCAUGUCAUGGAUAAUUGUCGUCCUCUGUCUGAUCAAAGGAGUUAAAUCUUCCGGCAAGGUUGUGUAUUUCACAGCCACGUUUCCUUAUGUUAUCUUGCUGAUCCUUUUGGUUCGGGGAGCUACCCUGGAUGGAGCUAUUGACGGUGUUAUCUAUUUUAUCGUCCCUAAGUGGGAAAAGUUAUUGGAUGUCAACGUGUGGGUUGCAGCAGCUGGUCAGAUGUUUUUCUCUCUCAGUGUAUCUUUUGGAGGUAUAAUAAUGUUUGGAAGUUAUAACAAAUUCAGCAAUAACGUUUACGGUGACGCCAUGUUGAUUGCCGUGAUGGAUAUAGUAACCAGCAUUAUUGCCGGGUUCGUUAUCUUUACCACCUUUGGAGGAAUGGCGAAGGAGAUCGGAGUGGGUGUGGAGGACGUCGCUAAGUCAGGAUACGGUCUUGCAUUUGUCGCCUAUCCUGAAGCAUUGUCCAAUCUGCCGCCGUCCCAACUGUGGUCUGUCCUGUUCUUCUUUAUGUUAUUUACCUUGGGUCUGGACAGCGAGUUCGCUCUGUUAGAAACCGUACUUACUUGUAUCCAGGACGAGUUCCCACAUCUGAGGAAGUAUAAAAGUCAGAUGUGUGUUGGUCUGGGAAUUGCCUUAUACUUCCUCGCAUUACCAUGUGUAACACCGGCCGGGGACUACAUCGUGGGAUUGAUGGAUCAUUACGGAGCUGACUUUUCAGUGCUAUUUGUUGCUUCCUGCGAAUGUGUGGCGGUCAUGUGGGUGUAUGGUGCCAAGAGAUUUAUGAAGAAUGUGGAAUACAUGUUAGGAUAUCCUCCACGUCCUACAUGGUACUGGCUGUUCUGUUGGAUCGGUUGCUCGCCCAUCCUUAUCGCGGCAUUGUUUAUAUACCGUAUGGUACAGUACAAACCUAUUGAGAUAUCGGAUGGCGUGCCCUACCCACAGUAUGCGCAGUCCAUUGGUUGGGCACUGACCUCUUUCGUCAUGUGUCCUAUCCCCAUCUACUUCGUAUACAAAUUCCUACGCACGGAAGGGUCCUUUGUAAAGAAAUUACGAAAGAUAACUACACCAACUGAUGCCUGGGGUCCCAAUGACGGCAGUGAUAAAGUGAAGAUGUACGAGCCUGAACCAGCUAGGAAGUAUGGUGUCGACAACCCAAUAUCAACACACAUGUGA
Ylistrum balloti is the source of this 1953-nucleotide messenger RNA. Its product is annotated as sodium- and chloride-dependent neutral and basic amino acid transporter B(0+)-like. Lineage: Eukaryota; Metazoa; Mollusca; Bivalvia; Pectinida; Pectinidae. The record is from RefSeq and is a predicted model, not a curated record. Gene Ontology annotation, cellular component: membrane. Bases 1 to 1953 code for a protein of 650 amino acids. Gene Ontology annotation, molecular function: L-amino acid transmembrane transporter activity. The transcript has 15 exons. Gene Ontology annotation, biological process: sodium ion transmembrane transport.